ACUUUGGUCGACUCGCCUCCACCAAUGGAGAGACUAGCGAAAUGGUCGACGACCAUCCCUGACAGUGCGGUGCAGUCACGACAGGUACGAUCCUUGGGCCACCUUAUGCGUCCUUCGAGAUCAUCUUCCAAGCAGGCAGCCAACAAGCGGCAGUCCAUGGACAGGUCUGUCUCGGUCUACUCUGGUGCAUCUCCAGCGCAAUCGCUAGCAGUCCUGACGGACUCAAAGUGGCAGCCGCUGCAACCAUCGUCUUCUGCCAUCGAUCUCAAUCAGAGCGCACGUGCUGACUGGCACCACAUUGAUAGCAGUGUCGCCUUACACGAUUCUACCACCGAAGCCUUUCCUGACUAUACACGACGCUCUCUGGACACAAGUCGGGCAAGCUACACGCGGACCGCCGUCGCAAGCAAGCGCAUGAGCCGCGUUCAGGGUGUGCCAAGCACCGUCUGCUCCUCCUCGCCCAAAAAGGGAAGCAGGGCCGAGGGACUGGUCCAACAAGGGGCUGUGAGGCACCUGGUCAACAAGAGCAAAUCUUUGGGAUCAACUAUGGACUCUCUCGUCGUCACUGAUUUGGAGGGACGCGCCCAAUUCAUUCGUGUCAUCGAUCUGCUUUGCCCACCGCCCGUGGGUUACACACCGGACGCAUUCGAAGAGCGGGUCGACUUAAUCAAAGAGCUCGUGGACACAGCAUUGGCAAAGAAAGGCAUGAAGUUGAGUGCCGAAAGCAUCUUCCAAACCCUAGAGGGUAAGAUGAACAGACGCCUGAAGACGUUUCUCGAUGCCGGGCUAGUCACAGAGCCGGAGAUUCAGAGCACGAGGAUCUCGCUGGCCUUUGCCCUUGCCAGGCAUCUCUGCGGAGCGUCACCACUCACCAGCUACCUACGACUGUACGCAGGAGUUGGAGAGCAAACAGAUACAGCCGUCUUCUACCCUGGCAUCGGCCCCAUCAUUUCGGUCUGCGACAUUGUCAGUGGAGUCAAGACUGAGUCUCCCACUGAUUCGGUGCAUCUCUUGUACCCGAGCGUGCCGAGCGUGCAGCCCACGCCGCUGUCUUUGGAACGGAACCGCAUCUUGUAUGACCCACGACGAUCCGUGGAAUUGUCACGGGAGCUGGCGCGUGGUGCUUUGACGACGAUUGGCCGACCGCCACCGCCUCGUCCUAUACGCACUGGAAAGAGACCUGGCACGGCAAUUUCCUCGAAGGGGGAGAGGUCUGCAGACACGACGAUCUUCAAGCCCCUGGAGCGGCUGUCAAGGCCAAUGAAGCAGAAGAGUAGCCGCUCUCGCCCGAACACUUCUGACUCAUCCGGACCUCCUCCGCCGGCCGAUCGGGCGCCUGGAGUCGAAGACAGUAUUUUGGGCUCUUCUAGUGCCUCGGGUGGGCAUACUCCUCGACGCGAGGCGUCAGGUGGUCUGAGCGAAGGAGACGAGUCGACACCUGGGUCCGGUGCUGCUUCUAGGACGUUUGUCACGGCUGACACGUCUAUAAUGAAGACGACGGAGCUAUCACGAGAUGCUUGGGUCUGUCAGAGGAAGUGAGCAUGGUCCUAUCCUUGUAUGCGCCUGUGAGCUGUGUGCUGCUGCCUGUUGUACCAUUAGUAAUUGCUGUUCUUGGGUUCAAAUCGAUC
This is a messenger RNA of Microstroma glucosiphilum, 1628 nucleotides long. RefSeq lists its product as hypothetical. Lineage: Eukaryota; Fungi; Basidiomycota; Exobasidiomycetes; Microstromatales; Microstromataceae. The record is from RefSeq and is a predicted model, not a curated record. The transcript has 2 exons. The coding region runs from base 25 to 1539 and encodes 504 amino acids.